GUUCUUCUCCUCCCAACCCUCUUUCUCUAUUUGCCGUCCCAGUACAGUACCUGCAGGUUCCAACCCAGUCAGCUCCUCUUCCUCCUCCCCUCCAAGCCCACCCCCCACCCCCACCCGACCGAUCCCCGCCGGUCCGCCCCGGGCGCCGCCGCUUCUCGCAUUCGCGGCAGUCCUUCUCACCGCCCCCUUCCCGGCGCCUUCUGAUCCGUGCUGUUCGUCCCCACGAAACUUGCUCCCUGUUGCCGCGGGCCCUCCUCACUCCCUCGCCGCCCUGAUCUCAGCCCCGAGUCCCGACCGUGAUCCGUCCGCACCCGCUCCAUGCCCGGCAGCGUUGAAUCCCUCCCCUGAAUGCCGCUACCUCCAAAUAGUUCUCCGCGUGCUGCUGGUUCUUGCGGAUUGCGCUGUCAGGUCUACUUAGUGGAGACGGUGCUGCAGAGUGUCCUCCAUUUUUUUUUCUCUCUCUCUCUCGCUCGCUUGCUCUGCUCUAAAGAUUUCGAGAGCAGUUAGGUAGAGUAUCUUCGAUUCUCCCUGAUAUUGUUUUGUUUAUUUCACAGUACUACGAAGUCUAUGCGCUCGAGAAAAAAUCGCUGGUAGUGACGGCAUCAAUUCUUGUGAUGUUUAUAUUUGUGGCUAGGACACUCUCACUAGUGCUUAUUCGUGUUUAUUACUCGACCUUGUCCUUUUCCCUUCCGCGUGCUGGUAUCAAUUGAUAAACUUGCGGUUGUUGUGAUCUGGGGAGAUCAGGAGUUUGUCUUGCCUUCUUGCCCUUGCUCUGCCAGUAGUAAGUGUCUGCCGUUUGGUUGAUUAGAACUCCCAAGUGUUCGUCGGUCACAUUUGUGUAGCUUUACUUCACUAGGAUAAAUAAGCUUUCCAAAAUUCUUAGACCAGUUGGGACCAAAAGGUAGAUUGUGUUGGCUAUUUGCCGGUAGGGCAUUGUGACUUGGCCAUGUCUUGCACCUCUCCAGAUCCACCAGACUACUGCUCAGCCGAGUCGCCUGAGCUCAAGCUGUACCAGGCCUUCAUCUUCUCGGUGCCUGUCUUCUUUACGUUCGUCUUGCUUCUCUUCUUCUACCUCUUCUACCUGAGGCGGCGCAGGGCCAAUUGGCAGUCCUUGCGGAUGAGGACAAAUAAUUUGAUACGGGGAGAUAAUGCCAGACUGGAGUGUGGUUUAAAGAAGGAGAUGCGGGAAAUGUUGCCAGUGGUUAUCUUCAAAGAGAGUUUCUUGAUCAGGGAGACACAGUGCUCUGUCUGCCUAGCAGACUAUCAACCGGAUGAGCGGCUUCAGAAGAUACCUCCUUGUGGACAUACCUUCCAUAUCAGCUGCAUCGACCACUGGCUCUCUACAAACACCACCUGCCCCCUUUGUCGAGUCUCGCUCCUUCCAGCCCCCAAAGCAACCAGCAUUGAUCUGGAUUUGGAAGCACAAACUGCUGUAGAGGAGUCUCUGAAUGUACAUCACCACCAGGAGGGGCUUGUUGACGGCAACACACCACAGGAAGGUCAGGCAGCCGAAGGUGAUGGAGUCGGCAGCGGUCAGGCUGAAGAGCCACACAGUGAUGUGGCCGAACCAUUGACGGUUACGGUGGUGGCUGAGCCUCAAGUUGACACUGAAGGUUCACCAAGUACAACCUGCCAAACUGUUAAAGCAAAGAAAUAAGUAUAGCUAUUGAUGUAUUACUAUUAGCAUUGUAUGUUUAGCUGAUCAGGAAGGAUAAACGCAUAAAGAUUGCCAUUAAUGUUGUGCUACCCAUUUUCUUGGGAGAAAGUAAGAGUUUAGUGCUGGAGAAAUAUUAUUGAUACAUACUUAACAUAACUGAGAUAGUAGUAGUACUAGUGACCUGUUUUUCAUUUGGUAAA
Sorghum bicolor (sorghum) is the source of this 1857-nucleotide messenger RNA. Its product is annotated as RING-H2 finger protein ATL58. NCBI's taxonomy places the organism in Eukaryota, Viridiplantae, Streptophyta, Magnoliopsida, Poales, Poaceae. The transcript is spliced from 3 exons. The coding region runs from base 947 to 1657 and encodes 236 amino acids. The record is from RefSeq and is a predicted model, not a curated record.